Molecule: messenger RNA, 6174 nt
Organism: Rhopilema esculentum
Lineage: Eukaryota; Metazoa; Cnidaria; Scyphozoa; Rhizostomeae; Rhizostomatidae
Molecular function (GO): small GTPase binding; guanyl-nucleotide exchange factor activity
Source: RefSeq, a predicted model, not a curated record
AGACAAUUCAAACAGUCGAGCCUUGUUCUAUUGUUGAGGCCAAAUACUUUAUCAGCAUCGAACAUCUGUUAUUUGUUAUCCAAGUAAUGUAAGCAGAAAAUAGCAAUUUGAGCUGCAGAGCAAUUUGCCUUUUGUAGAAAGUUUGCAAAGUGAUUUAAUUUGUAACGAGAAGAGCUCCACCGGUCGCUGGUAGAUUUAUAAGCCCUCGGAUUAUUGGAAUGUGUUCUGAAGCAAACGCAAGGAUGAUGGCCUAGUGUCACGACUAAUGACUUUUGCAGUGAAGGAAUUCUCGUGAUUUUUUUUAUUGAUUGUUACACCCAUGCUUAUUCGAUAUAGUGAAUCACAAUGUGAAGUCGUGGAUGAAAUAGUGUAUUUGCAAAGACCCUAUUAAUGCAAGAACAUCAAGGGAUACCGUUAUAAGACCUCAAACUGGGAUAAUUGUAUCUGGUAGGACCUCAGUCAGUGGCAAUUACAGAAACCCAUAAAUGGCAGGCUUAUACUUGGAUAUUUAAACAUGUUCCCUAGCUACGGCGCAUCGUCAAUAUCAUCAUCUGCAGCAGUUCUCAAUGUUUUUGCAAAAAGCUCAAGUCCGCUCCCACCUCACAAAUCUGGAGAGAGACACGUCAAAAAAGAGAUGACCCUUAAACAGACGAAUUCGAGCCCGGAUAAAGUUUCGUCGAAAGCUAGAGAUCAACGGGCAGCCUUACCAAUAUCAACAUUGACUUCAAGCAGAGCAUCCUCGCAGGGGCCUGCGGGCUGCGACUGUGAAGACAGAGACAUGGUCUUCAUGAAUUCUACGAAGAACAACGAGACGGCUGUAAUACCGAACACUUCUGAAGGCAUUUUUACCGACUCAGAUAUUCAUGACAUUUUGAAGCCAAGCAAGUCAGAUCCGGGAAAUAAAAACACAUCGUCGCCUGCCCUUCUCGUCAAUGGCUCGACAUCGCCUAAGAGACUCUCGCGAUCUAGUCGAGAGUCAGUUGGUUCGUCCUGCUCUGAAGGUCAACUCGAGCUGAACAAAUCCAGUUCGUCUUUAUCGCCUUUGCCAAAACUGCUGGAGAGCCUGUCUCCUGCUGAACGGGCCUCGAUGACACGACCCCAGAUUGUUGCCCAAGAGAUCUUGAUAACCGAGCGGAUUUAUGUCAGGGAUUUGCAAGAAGUAAUCGAGGGCUAUCUCAUCCAUCUCUUGCAUCAUGGCAUGACCGAUGUUGAUAUCGAAACAAUUUUCGGAAAUCUGGAGGAGAUUUAUGAUUUUAACAAAGGUAUUUUGGAAGAUCUCGAGAAAAUUGAGGACAGCAGAGACCCAGUUCUUAUUUCACAAUGUUUCCUGAACAAGGCCCACGGUUUCAACUCUCUUUACGUUCAGUACUGUACGAAUUAUCCAGAGUCCGCUGCCUUCCUGACGGAAAUCCUAAAAGACAAGGAAAUAUCAGAUUUCUUUGCAGAACGACAAAAGGCAUCUGGCCACACUUUGCCAAUUGACAGCUACCUGAUGAAGCCAGUGCAGCGUAUUCUAAAGUACCACCUGUUAUUCAAGGAUAUGGCAAAGCAUUUUAGGCAGGAAGAAGAUGGCUAUGAAAUUGUACUUACUGCGGCAGCAACAAUGACAGACGUAGCCGAGUAUAUCAAUGAAGUGAAGCGCCUGCAUGAAAAUGCACUCAGGGUGCAGGAAAUACUUGGCAGCAUUGAAGACCUUGAGGGUCUUGACGUAUUUACCACUGGAAGACUUGUCCUUGAGAACUGCUUCCGGGUUCAUGGAUCAAGAGGCGAAAAGCAGCUCUAUCUCUUUGAGAAGCUUCUUCUGAUAUGCAAGAAAAUGGACGAAGGCAUGUUUCAGUUUCGAGAUGGAUUGUCGUGCUCAAACAUGAUGCUGGUUGAAUCAAUCCCAAAAGAACCGCUAUGCUUCCAGCUUAUUCGUUUCGAUAACCAGAAGAUUUCCUACACAAUACAAGCAAAAAAUGUUGAUAUCAAAAGGGAUUGGAUGAUGCAGUUAAAAAGACUGAUAUUGGAAACACAUUCUGCCAUGAUUCCCAACACAGCAAGAGAAGCCAUUUUAGGAAGAAGUGAAAAUGUCAGAGAAAGUAAAUACAGCUCAAUUAAUUUGCAAGCUCUUGAUGAUACAAGAAUACACUGGCGACGUCAACGACCUCUUUCCAAUUCAGGCAAAGAGAAUCACCAUAAGGACAGAAGUUCAUUGCUUGUUGGAGUUAAGAGGGAAAGUGUCUUAAAAGAAGACUCCACAAAUAUCCCUAAGAAAACUUUAAAUACGAAAGCAAAGGAGUUUCUUGAUAAGCAAACCAAGGAAACAGCUGAGAAAGUGAAGGCAUGGAAGUUGAAACGAAGCAAACCGCGAAAAGCUGAUGGAAAUACAUCAUUUGAAAACGAGCUGCCUGGCAAAAAGAGCAUGCCGCCAGCAAGAGAGGUACUGCCACCUUCUGCCAUGGUCAAGUCAAGAAGCUUAGAGUCUCUACGCGAUGCUAUUAGUAGCUCACAAGAAGAAGUAACAAGCAAUUCCAACAUACCUGCAGAGAACGAGAAGUCACAAGAGGCAUCUGAACAAAUUCGACGGCUAAGCAUACUACAUGACCUCGUAUCAAUCGAAACACCUGAUUCCGAGGCAGACAACAAACAAAACGCCGAUGAGGCGCAAGAUACGCCAAGAUCUGUCCGAGAACUUCGACGAAAACACGCUAGCAAAUCGGUUUAUAUCGACAGUGCUGACGACCCGAUAAGACCCGGCGAUCUGAAACGAUCUCGUCCGGUUUCUUUACCUCCGGGAGUAACGUUAGAGGACGCAAAUCAAAUCGUAAAUUUUUAUGAAACUGAUUUUGACACUUUGGAAAGGACUUGUAACGAGUUGAGAAAGUACGGUCUUACCAGAACCCGCAGCUUUAAUCGUAAACAUCGUGUAGGCAGUGUGAAUCUAUCUGAAAGCACGCAUUCUGUAAGUGCGCCAAAAGAUGAUAGUGACAAACGAACCCCGCCUGCCAAUGAGAACGAAGCAGACAAAUUCGAAAUGCUCGAGAAACGGCUUUCUAUCAUAUCAGAUGACGAAAACACAACUUCGUGUAUAAAAAAUACUUUGCGAAAAGUCAGCCAAGCGUUCAGUUCGUAUGGCAGCGAGCAUGCUUUAGAUACGAUGCGGGCACCAUCUACAAGUACAUCGAGCCUAACCGCAGACAUCGAUGCGUUUCUCGCGCAGGAUGAUGUAUGGAAGUACAAUUCCCACCCGCGCUCUAAGCGCAGAAGUCUAGGCUCGAUUAUAUCGGAAACAAUCAAUCCUAGUGUACACAGUAGCUUAGAUGAUGCUAAAAAGAGAGCUUUUAGCACAUCAGUUAUCAACGAAGUCAGUCUCGAUACAAUGGAAGAGGAACUAAGUAUAACAGAACAAACCAUUGAAAGAAAUCUAUCUGCUUUAGAAAGAGAUUCGGCGAUAAGCGUGAAGCAGCGAAUAAACGCAUAUGCCACAAAACUAAGAAAUGAAAGCUCGAUGGAAAAUAUUGAAGAGAUCUCGAGGGUGCAGCAGAGGAGGAGCAGUGAUGUCUCUGAAAUGUCGCUAGACAGUCAAUACUCUAAUGAAGCCAUCGAAUUUGCUGCAUCAAGGCUUAGUCCAAUGGAACUAGCUGCGGGGUCUGAUGGUGGAACUAAAGACAAUGAGUUGUGUGAAGGAGUUAGUACUAAUCAGUCAGUGUUGGUUUUACCUGCAAGUAAGGGAAAUUGCAAUGAGAGCGCGAUUGCGAGCACAGACGACAUAGCCGAGGAUGAAUCUGACGUCACUAUACCUAAGCGACCAGCCGCCCCGUCGUCGCUGAAUUACGUAAGAUCCUUCGCAGCAUCGAUACGCCGAUACCGUAAAAAUAACGUUGAAAUCAAAGAAUCGAAAAGUGUUUACGAAAGAAUACGGGAGUAUACGGCGUUGGUGAGUAAAGAGAAAAAUGAACAAAAAGUGAAAACAAUGGACGAAAUGCUUGAAUCUCUCGACUCGGCGAAUUUACCAGUUUCUGAAAAAUACAUUUAUAACAGACGAAAAUUUACUCGAAUGGUGUCGGUAGCAAGCGAAAAAGAGUCGCCUGCUGAUUCAGUAUUGAAUGAUCCACAUGUCUGGUUUGAUACGCAGCACAGCGGCACAAACGAGCAAAAGUCGUCGAAUGUGCAUCGUGAAAAAAACAAAGAUCACAGUAAACCAAGUACGAAGAAAGAUGGGUCAAAAUCGGGCAGCAAAUCAAACGUUCAAUUUGCAAAUUCGGGAAGUAGCAAGGAAGGUAUUGAUGUGCGGCCGUUUGCUGGGAUAUCUAGUGUUUUGAGCAGCUGGAGAACCAAAGAAUCCAACACGUUGCCGAGAUGUAAAGCAGAGAGAGGACAAAAUUCGAAAACGAACAGCCAUAACACUGUUGGCAGCUCAAAGGCAGACUGGAGUAAGGUUAGGAGCCAAACUGUCAAUGAAAAGCCACUGGUGAGUGGCAUCAGCAAUAACUUGGAACCCGAACCAUCAGUUCGAGAUACGCGUAAUUCGUCUGUUCCAACGACAAAUCAGAUUACGACUGAAACUGAGGAUUCGAAUGAGAAUAUCGUCGUCGUAAAGGACCUUGUUAAACAGUACCACCAGCAAGUUAUAGUCCCAGGGGAGAAGGAAGUGGAAGAAAUGAAGGAAAGCAAGUUAAGACGAAGUAAGAAGAAAAAAGAGAAGGAAAAGAUGAAGGUACAACUGCAAAGAAAAUUGAGUUUGAGGAACCUUGAUGUCGAGGAAGAAGGAAAAAGUAAAAAUAAAUUAAAUAGAUCGGUGUCAUAUGAAAGCGUUCAGAGGGGAACAGUCAAACAGCUAAUAUCGCUUUUUAAUGUUUCAAAAUAAUGUUUUAGAAUAAUCGGUAGGCCAACAGAUUCUGCAUGUUUUCUUUCAGUGUUCCGAAUAAUUAGAAUUUCUUUACUGUUCAAUUCUCGACUGUAGUUUAUCCCUUUUAUAUUGGCUGUAAAAUCGGGUAGGUCGUCUCUUGAGCGUUACUCUUUUCGUCAAAAUGGCAAAUUCUUUAUUCGACCCCACUGAUAAGAUUCAAGAAAAAGUAAACCUGCUAUUUGAAGCUCUAAUUUUAUUUAUCAAUGCUUUCUUGCAUAACGUUUUUCAACCACGUGCAUUUAUGUCUGCGCUGAAAUGAUUUUAUUUUCUGCGCAUUGCAUUUCCCAGAUUUACCAGAAAAACCCAGCUUCAGCCUUUCAUAUUCACUUUAAAGAAAUUACUUAUAUAAUUUGGUAAUUAUGAAUUUCGACCCAUGAGAAACUGCUCAGGUAUUUAUAGAUGCAAAAGGAAAAUCUGUUGUUAUUUUGGCUCAAAGUUUUCAAAUGAAAAUUUGAUUUCUAGCUUUCUCCCAAGAUUUCAUGUGUUUUCUAUAAAGCUCUAUGCGAGCACCAUCGUUUCAUAAAGUCCACAGAUCUUGAUAUCAAUUUGAAGUAGCUCUUCUUGUUUUUUCGAGUGUAUGCAAGUUUAUAUAGAUGGUAUCUUUGCAGAGCUAACAAAUUUGUAGAAUAAUCCAAUCUAUAAUUGUUCUUAUGUUGAAUUUGAAGAAGGUUAGGGAUGGCAAGACAGAAACAAUAAUUAGUUAUGAUAAUUAAAAGCUGUCAAAGAAUGUGUCUUGUUGUUAUUAUUAACUUUAGUAUUUUUGCAUCCAUUUUUAAGAUCGAGAUUCACUAGUACUAGCUUUCUAUGUAAUCUUGUGAUGGAGGUGAUUUCUAGGAUUUCGAAGACGGUUUUUCAACCCACUCUUGCACCUUACCUUGCUAGGAGCAUCCUUAUCUCCUUUGAAAACCCGCAACAAAUAUAUCCAGUCCCUGAAUCUUUUUUCCAAACAAUUCAUUAUGUGAUUUGUUAAGAUUGUCUUCGCCGAUUUUCCUCUUCAGAGUUCAUACUAAUAAAAGCCGGAAUUCGUAUGUUUCUACACGCAGAAUCACUCAUUUUACAAUUGGUAAUUUUUAUAUGUGAAAUUUGUAUCCAUUGUUGAUAACGCGUUUGUAAGCAGAGAAAUUUUGUAAGUAAUUCUUGUAAGUAAUAACUAUAUGUCCAGUGUUGAACACGUUAUGUAGUAUUAAAAUAAUUUAUUUCUAGCUAUUUUCUAGUACACAUACUGUAAUUCCGUAGAUAUGCGUUUUUUAAGUCAAAUUUGCAUCAAGUCUAAACAACCUGAA